AUGCAAUCAACAAAACAUUCUGUUGCUGAUAUUAAUAAACAAUACGAUGACAUUAAUAAUAACAACAACUUUCAACCAUUAACCAUUAAUAACCAUGUAUCAGAUAAUACUGCACAGAAUAACACUACAAGUGUAACAUUUAAUAACAAUCAAAUAUAUGCACAGAACAUGUCUUCUAUUCAAAUGAAAUCACCAUCAGUUGAAAACCCAUCAUCACCUCUAAUAUCGCCUCAUUUCUUUUCAAAACCUAGUCAUGCAAAUAAUCAUGUCAGCAUGUUACUUUUCUCUAAUCCCCUAUUGCGUCAAACAACGACAACAGUAAAUACCUGUACAGUAAACAACAAACUUCCUCAUAAUACUAAUGUAGCGCUUCAUCGUCGAGAAACAAGACGUCGUAUAUUAUUUCAUAGUGAACAACCAAAUGUUACCGUUCCUGGUACAACAACAACGUAUUUAGCGGCCAAUACAUUAACACUAGCCCUGGCAAGCCUUCAAUUAACCGAACCGUCGACAGAACAACUAGUCGCUCAUAUUCCCAAUCUUGUGUUUAGUAAUUUACAUGAAUUAUGUGUAGAAUCUGAACGAAAAUCUCGUGGAAUUUUAUUAUUUCUUGAUGUAAGUGGUUUUACGGCAUUAACUGAAACCUAUAGUCAUCAUGCUCAUAAAGGCAUUAAUCAAUUAACACACACAUUGAAUGUUUAUUUCGAUAAAUUAGUAUUAGAAAUACUUGAUUCAGAUGGUGAUAUAUAUAAAUUUGCUGGUGAUGCAAUAUUAGCAUUAUGGCAGACGUCAAUCGAUGACUGUGCUGAAAAUGAAGAGAAUAUAUUACUGAUGUGUGAAAAAGCAUUAAAUUGUGCCAUUAAUUUACAAGCAAAAUGUGGUCAAUAUCAAACAGAUGUGGGCGUUGUUUUACAAGUUAAAGUCGCUUUAGCAUAUGGUUCAUUGGCGAUGAUAUUCGUCGGUAAUGAUGAAUUUAAACACUAUAUAAUGACAGGUGAAGUAGUUAAACAAGUAAAUGAAUGUGAACAUGAAUGUGUCCCGGGCGAUAUCACUAUUGCCAAAUCAAUGUAUGAAAAAUUAUCUCGAUCAACAAAAUUACUUGAUAAAUAUAAUCUUGCUCCAAAAGGAGAUAAAGGAAGUAUGUCUGUUAAAUAUGAUAAAUUAAUUAAUACCGAUACUGACUUGGAUGCUGCUGUGACCGAUAACGAAGAUGAUAGUGAAAUUAUUAUGAAUAAUGGCAAAAUUUCACAGCGAACAUCAGUUGAUCUAACACAGGAUGAAAAUACUAAACAAAAAUCGUUAAAUUCACUUCAAUCACAAUCACAUGCAACGCAAAAAUCCAAUGAAAUCAAUCACAAUUCUAAUACAACUGCUGAUGAUAUAUCAGAAACACACGACGAUUAUAUACAAAAUCAAAAAUUCCAUUUUCAACAUCGUCGACAUUCAAUAACUGAAUCCACAGCAAAUUUAGGAUCAUUAAUAAAAACAUUUAUAAUCCGUUGUGUCUUAUUAAAAAUUGAGCAUAAUCAAUCACUAGAUUAUUUAUCCGAGUUAAGACGUGUAACAAUAUCAUUUAUUCAUUUGGACAUAAGUGACGAUAAUCAAACAGAUUUAUGUUCAAAAGUUCAAAGUGUAUUCAUUAAAAUAUAUGAAUCGACAA
Didymodactylos carnosus is the source of this 1660-nucleotide messenger RNA. The record is from the annotation of a GenBank genome assembly. NCBI's taxonomy places the organism in Eukaryota, Metazoa, Rotifera, Eurotatoria, Philodinida, Philodinidae.